Molecule: messenger RNA, 2664 nt
Organism: Lodderomyces pseudojiufengensis
Lineage: Eukaryota; Fungi; Ascomycota; Pichiomycetes; Serinales; Debaryomycetaceae
Exons: 1
Coding region: 1-2664 (887 amino acids)
Cellular component (GO): endosome
Molecular function (GO): RNA binding
Source: RefSeq, a predicted model, not a curated record
AUGAGGGAAAGAGAAAUUGAAACAAAUCGUACAGGAUCUAGCAUUAAAUCUAAACCCAAAACCAAUGAACAAACAACAGAGCAGCAACAACAAAGACCCAAUGCACAACGAAGGAAAACUUCUUUCAAUCGAGAUGCUGUACCAUUUGUACCUAAUUCUACAUUAGAUUCAACUUCAUCAUCUUCACAAACUAGACAUGAAUCUCAGCCGCAGCAACAACAAAAUUUUCAACCACAACAGCAACAACAUUCUCAAAUAAAUAAGCGUCGAGAAAAUUCAUCAAAACCUACCACUAUCGAUGAUGAAGCAAUUAAAUUGAGUUCAUCAAAACCUUCCACUUCGAAAUUAAAUUAUAAAAAACAUACAAGUUCAUUAUCACCUGGAAAUUCAGAAGUAACUCCAAAACCAUAUGUAAUUGAAAUUUAUAAUAUUCCGUCAGAUGUAACUGAAAAUGAUAUUGAUGAAUUAUUUCAACCUUUAAUAGAUUAUGAUUCUUACAAAAUAGUUAAAUUCAUAACAAAAGAUAAUAAUAAAGCUUCAAAAGUUUUAAUACGAGUUGAAAAUUUAUCAAUUUAUCAUAAAAUAUCUCAAACAUUAAAUGGUUCAAAAUGGAGAGAUAAUGUAUUAACUAUUAAUUUAAAUACUAGUUCUUUAGAUAAUGAUCAUAUUAAAAUUUCAAAUAUUUCAAAUCCUUCAGCAGCCAAUGCUUUAAGAAAAAACACAAACAGUAGCCAAGGUUCAUCAUCCUCAUCAUCAUCAUCAUUUGAAUUUAAUAAAUCAUUCAUACCGAAUCAAUAUAGACAAUCAUCAUUAAAUAGAAAUCAAAAUUUUCAUCAUCCAAAUUUUAGAAAUAACCAAUCAAAUGCAAAACAUUUUUCAUCAUCAUCAUCAAUAGGAGAUUCUCGAAGAUCAACAACUUCAAGUUCAAGAGGAAGUUCCAUAAGUAGAGGAAGUUCUAUAUUUUCAAAUUAUAAUCAUAGAAAUAGUUCAACAAGUUCGUCACUAGGGUCACAUGAUCUGAUACUGGGGAAACAACCUGUACCAUCGUUUAUAAUGAAUAUGGUUCAUGGAGGAAACAGAGUGCAUGUUGAUGACAAUAAUCAAAAACAAGAGCAAGAGCAAGAGCAAGAGUCUAAGCGAAAGAUAGAGCUAGGGCAAGAAUCAAUCCUGAAUCAAAAGCAACAGCAGAAGCCAGAAUCAGAACUGGAACAAGAAGAGAAACAGAACAAAUCAGAGAAAAUACAAAAGGAUGAUGGAAAUACGGAAGAUAAGGUAGAACAGCCGAAUGUUAAGGAGGAGGAGACAAACAAGGAGAACACUGACAAUGAUGAUGAAUCUGAUGAUUAUAUAGAAGUUCCAAUUGGUGAAGGUGAAAACCCAAAUGAAUUAAUAAAAGUAAACGCUACUAGAUUAUUUGUUGGUAAUGUACCAUAUACAUCUAAUUGGGCAUCAUUAAAACGAUUUUUAGUUGAAAAAGCAAAAGAAAAAGAUCCUGAUAAUUCAAUACAAAUUUUAAGAGUUGAAAUUCCAAUACAACAAGUUAAUUUCAAUGAAGGAUUAUUCAUAAAUCGAAAUGGAAUACCUCAACAACAAAUUAUUUCCAAAAGUAGAGGAUUUGCGAUCAUCACCACAAAGGAUAAAGAAUCAUCUAGAAAAUUAAUUGAAAUGUUUGAUAAUAUAGAUUUUGAAGGAAGGUCAUUAACUGUUAGAUAUGAUAAAUUUCCUCAAUAUAAUAAUUAUACUUUACAACAGUUAAGUUCAUAUAAUAAUAACAAAUUAAUUAAUAAUUCAACAUUUUCGAAUAAUCAAUCAUUUCAAGCACAACAACAACCACAUCAAACAUUAGCAUAUACUCAACAACCUAUUAAUUAUAUACCAUCACAAUUGCAUCCACAACCAAUACUAAUACCUCAACAACAAAUUUCAACACCUUUCAAUCAACAACCAAUACUUCCACAACAACCCACUCAUCAAUCACAAAAUCAAUCUUUAAAUUUUCAACAAACAAAUCCAAGAGGUCCAGCAUUAUUAAGUAAUUUAGCAUUUGAAAGAAAUUCAUUACAACAAAAAUUUUAUUAUGGAAGUGGUCCAUCUUCAAAUCAACAACAAACACCAGUACAAGGUAUAUCAUCAACAUCAUCUCAACAACAACUUCCACUGCAACCUCAAUCACAACCUCAAUUACAACAUCACUUUAAUCAACCACCACCACCUAUUCCAACAUCACAAGUAAUAAAUACAAAUUUACCACCACCACCACCACCACCAAAUAUUAAUCAAACAUCACCAGGAUAUUAUGUUAUGCCGUAUUAUUUCCCAUCAACUCCAUCUACUGGACCAACUAUGUUUUCAUCAAAUCCAUAUAAUUUUCAUCAACAAUCUAUGGCACCACCACAACAUCCACAACCGCAACAUCAUCAACAACAUCAUAAUCAUCAUCAACAACAAGCAUAUGUACCACAACAUCAUCAUCAACCUCAUUUUCACACUUCAGAUUUUGAUGAAGAAAAGGUAAAAGAAAAUGAAAGUUUUGACGAACCAGAAUAUAUAGAUAAAGACAUUCAUACUAGUGACCGGCCAACAUCUACAGAUCUAAAUACGAAUACGAAUGAAGAUGAAAAAGCAAGAGAGUUAUUUCAUGAUUUGUCAUUAGAUCCAAAGUGA